Molecule: messenger RNA, 1626 nt
Organism: Thyridium curvatum
Lineage: Eukaryota; Fungi; Ascomycota; Sordariomycetes; Thyridiales; Thyridiaceae
Exons: 3
Coding region: 1-1626 (541 amino acids)
Biological process (GO): phosphatidylethanolamine biosynthetic process
Cellular component (GO): mitochondrion
Molecular function (GO): phosphatidylserine decarboxylase activity
Source: RefSeq, a predicted model, not a curated record
AUGGUCUCGGUCAUCAUGACGCCUGGGUUGAGCGGGGCGAGAGGCCGCUGCACCUCGUGCCUCGCCCCCAACAGCUUCCUCCUGACCCAGCGCUUCCAGUCCCGUGUCCCGACCGUCGCGACCCGUCGGCUGAUGUCGCAGCAGUCCCCCAAGCGGCCCAAGUUCUCGUCCCGGCUGAGGACCGCCUUGCGCAAUACCAAGGUCCAAUGGUAUCAGAUCCCUGUCGGCUUGGGAAUUGGCUUCUUGGGCCUCGUCCAGUUCUACAAGGUCAGCUCGCGAGAAAAGGAGGCGCAGGAGCAAGCAGCUCGCGGGGGUGAGCCCGAGAGCCGGCCUAAGAAGCGGCCUCGCAUUCGCCCAGAUGGGCCAUGGCAGGUUCAGGUUAUGUCUACACUGCCGUUGAAGGCACUCUCCAGACUAUGGGGCAGAUUUAACGAACUGACCAUUCCGUACUACCUCCGUGUUCCUGGCUUUAAGCUCUACUCUUGGGUGUUUGGCGUCAAGAUUCACGAAGCGAGCGAGGAUGAUCUUCAUGUAUACCCCAACUUGGCAUCCUUCUUUUACCGACAACUCAAGCCCGGCGUUCGACCACUUGACCCGGACCCUCACGCUCUUCUGUCCCCCGCAGAUGGCGUCGUCCUCCAGUUUGGCCAGAUUGAGGGCGGCGACAUUGAGCAGGUCAAAGGCAUGACCUACAAUAUCGACGCCCUCCUGGGAGAGACCACCCCGUCAACCUCGCGGAGCUCAAGCGGGCUCUCAACUCCUUCCGACAACCAGGCCAGGCACGGGGAAAAGACUCUGACCGCCGAGGAAGAGCUCGUCAAGUCGGACGAGGAGUUUGCGCGCGUCAACGGCAUCUCCUACACCCUCCCCAACCUCCUGUCGGGCCCGGCCAUGGCCCAGCCCCACGAGGAGGCCACAGACCAGUCCGUCAAGCCCUCGCCCGUCUCCGUCUCCGAGGUCCGCGCCGACCUCGCCCUCGGCGAGAAGCCGUGGUACUCGCUGCUGUCGCACGAGUCCUCCAAGACGGCGCUCUACUACGCCGUCGUCUACCUGUCGCCGGGCGACUACCACCGCUUCCACUCGCCGACGAACUGGGUCGUCGAGCGCCGCCGCCACUUCGCCGGCGAGCUGUACUCGGUGUCCCCUUACCUGCAGCGCACCCUGCCGGGCCUCUUCACGCUCAACGAGCGCGUCGUGCUGCUCGGCCGCUGGCGCUACGGCUUCUUCAGCUUCGUGCCCGUCGGCGCCACCAACGUCGGCUCCAUCGUCGUCAACUUUGACCGCGAGCUGCGCACCAACAGCCUGACGACCGACACGGCGGCCGACCGCGCCGCCGAGGAGGCCGCCGCCCGCGGGGAGCCGUACUCGGGCUUCGCCGAGGCGACGUACGAGGCCGCGAGCCCCGUGCUGCACGGGCACGCGCUGCGCCGCGGCGAGGAGAUGGGCGGCUUCCAGCUCGGCAGCACCAUCGUGCUCGUGUUCGAGGCGCCCGUCGCCCGGGCCGACCCCGGCGCGCCGGCCAGCGGCGCCGGCGGGGAGGCCGGCGGGUUCCACUGGCAGGUCGAGAAGGGGCAGAAGGUGCAGGUCGGGCAGGCGCUGGGGCGGAUCGACGAGAUUGGGUUUUGA